Messenger RNA from Salvia hispanica, 843 nucleotides. RefSeq names its product glycine cleavage system H protein 2, mitochondrial-like. The record is from RefSeq and is a predicted model, not a curated record. Gene Ontology annotation, cellular component: mitochondrion; cytoplasm; glycine cleavage complex. Gene Ontology annotation, biological process: protein lipoylation; glycine decarboxylation via glycine cleavage system. NCBI's taxonomy places the organism in Eukaryota, Viridiplantae, Streptophyta, Magnoliopsida, Lamiales, Lamiaceae.
GGAAAAAAUGGGAUAAAUCAUACACCAUUUGUGACAUUUUAAUAGCGGAGAUUGAUCUUUAGUGAAUGUAAAAACAUGGGUUCGAAAUUGUGGGCGACAAGGCUCGCUUCGUACCUUAAAAUCUCCGCUCAAAAUAGAGGCUUUGCGACUGUGAAGGAUGAUCUAAAGUAUGGCUCAUCUCAUGAAUGGGUGAAAGUUGAAGGUAAUUGUGUUACUCUAGGCAUUAGUGAUCAUGCCCUACACCACUUGGGCAAUGUCAUAUUUGUCCAACUACCUGAUGAGGGAGCUCAACUAAAACAGGGAACAAGUUUUGCUACUGUUGAAAGCAUGAAAUCGACGAGCGAUGUCAACUCCCCCAUCUCGGGUAGAGUGGUUGAGGUCAACACACAGCUCACCGGCUCUCCUGGAUUGAUGAACGCGAGCCCUUAUGAGAAGGGAUGGAUCGUCAAGGUGGAGAUGGCCAACGAUGAAGAAGUGAAAAGCUUGAUGGACCCUGAACACUACUCCAAGUUCUGUGAAGAAGAAGAAGAUGCUAACCAUUGAUAGAAUUUGGGGUCAAAGGAAGAUCUUCUACAGCCAUUGAUGGCUGCAAAUUAGGGUAAAAAAUCACGCUGAUAUGAAAGUGAAGAAUGCGUUGCCUUAGCUAUCUAUUUUCUCAUUUGAUUGAAAAGAAAAAUCAACCACAAAAGCUACCUACAAACACCAAUGUUUAGGGUUUAGGUAUUUUAUUUUCUAAUCAUUGCUAAGAUAAGUUAAACAUAUUCAAUCAUUUUGGUAGCUAUGGUUUUCUGUGUAAUAAUGUACAAACUGAUCGAUUCUAGUUACAUCACAAGAUGAAGGACA